UAAACAUCCUCGUGCAGCGGCACGUAACAGAAUUAGAAAUUGACCAUUCACUCCGAUCAACUAUCCUUUUCCUCACUCCGAUAGGACCGCCGGAGUAUCUAUUUGUUAUGGUUCUAUCCUAUAUUCCGUUUUGUAGUCAUUACUACAUGGAAUAAGGUGGUUAUUGAAUCUUUGUUCAGAGCGGUGGUCAAGAACGAGAUUGCUACAAACAGUAACGAAGUUAGUGCUAACUUGUAACUUCGUCGUAGCAGUGGCUGGUAUCUUUCAGGAUGUAAAAGGGAAAUUACUUGAUAUGGGUUCGGAAGCGAACUCCUCCUCCUCUGCGUCAUCGGCGGCGGUGGCGGCAGCGGGGUCUCCUAGUGGGAAACGAAGUAGAGAUCCCGAGGACGAGGUUUAUCUUGACAAUCUCCAUUCCCACAAGCGUUAUCUCAGCGAGAUAAUGGCCUCAAGUUUGAAUGGGUUGACAGUUGGUGAUCACCUGCCUUAUAAUAUCAUGGAUUCCCCUGCAAGGUCUGAAAGCAUUUUCUAUUUGAGGGAUGAGAUGUCUUUGGAAUACUCUCCCAUGUCUGAAGAUUCUGAUGACUCUCGGUACUAUGAAACUUCUAUCAAUACUUGUUCGGCUCAGCCUGAGAGCAGACCAACCAGUCCUGUAUCGCCUUAUAGGAACCAAAGACAGCUGAUUGGGGUUUCUUCAGGCCUUCCCACCACAUCGUAUGCUGCACAUAGUUGUCCUUCUGCACCUGCCACGUCUUCACAAUCUCGUCAACGAGGCUCAGAUUCUGAGGGUCGUUUUCCAUCAUCACCCAGUGAUAUAUGCCACUCUGCAGAUUUGAGGAGAGCUGCACUUCUACGUUCCGUGCAAAUGAGGACACAACCUUUAGGGUCAUCAUCAUUUGAUCCACCAUCGAGUUCAGUUCAGGAGCCUGGGCAUAAUAUGGAAACAGAAGAUCGCCCAUGUUCUUAUAUGAAGUCUUUAGUAGAUGAUACGGGAUACCAGAUUGAAGAAUGCUCCCCAUUGACGAUAGAGCCUAAAAACCAGGAAAAAUCUUGUGGAACUUUUAACACGAAUUUGAGAAGAGACGAUCCUGGGGAAUAAAUUACAGACGAGUUGAUGAACUUUCUUGGACUUUCAAUGUCCACACACGUGGGGAAGGCCAAGUCUGAAGAUUGUUUCUGCUCGUUUGGGUCGAACAAGAUGGUGUAAACGUUACUCCUCAUUUUAGUCAAAGUAAUUGAAUUCGUUGCAAGAAGGGGCGAAGUGGCAAGGAGGGGAAGUGGGAACAUGAGAGUACAACUUUCAUCUUACAAAAACAAGGUAUAAUGGCAAAGUAUUUUCGAGAAAAAAGAUAGAGAACCGUCUUUUGACUAUUCUGCCAAUUUUUAGUUAUCAGAUUUUCCCCUUCCUUGGAUAAGAAGGAUGGCAGUUAAUUCCAAUGGCCACAAACAGUAAAGGCAGCAUUGAUGGAAGGGGAGUGCUUCUAACGACAGAUUUAUGAUCACUCAUUCAGGACAUAUAUCUCUUUUCCUUAGAAGCAGGUCUUCAGGAUUUUUCUCUGGUGUUUCCGCAAACCGGUAGUCUGGAAAAGAAAUGCAUUACUAAUGGUCUGCUUUUGGGUUUUCGCCUGUUCCCCACAUUGACAUUACUACUGUUUCAUUCCAUUUUUAUUUUUUCUCCUUUAGCUGUUGCUUAUCGUGUCAUGGUGGCAAAAGGACUUGGGGACCGUUUGAAUCUUGCACUUUAUUCUCAAGGUAAAAAAAAGA
This is a messenger RNA of Coffea eugenioides, 1761 nucleotides long. RefSeq lists its product as uncharacterized. The transcript has 3 exons. The record is from RefSeq and is a predicted model, not a curated record. The coding region runs from base 293 to 1096 and encodes 267 amino acids. Lineage: Eukaryota; Viridiplantae; Streptophyta; Magnoliopsida; Gentianales; Rubiaceae.